UGCUGACCUCAGACGACAUGGCAGCCAUUUUGGAACACCCCCUAGUCAGGGAGGAUCCUGGGAGUUCUGAGGUCGUCAGGAAUGUGGUACAGAAGGGGAAUCCCGACCUGAAACCGAGGCUUGGGAUGACGACAGAAAUGGCUCUGAUGUUUGUGUACUACGAUACAGAGAUGACUGACUGUGACAUGCUCUUCAUGAACCCUCAGCAAGGGAAGUACAUCAGCUGCAGCUACGAUCCUAACAUCCUCCGUCUUGCUAGAGGCGGCACAGUCACCAGUGAUAACAACAUCUACAUCCUCGCUUGUGAGUCCGAGGAGUCUGAUCGGUUGUUCCUGUUUCAGUACAGCCACGCAGAGAACGUGUGGGAACGUGUUGGUGUGUCCUCACCAACUGAGACACUGGCACUGGCUACUAAUGGGGAGCGCUUCCACUAUCUCCUUGUUGGAGUUGAUCAGGUUUUGUACUACCUCGCCAUAGAAUGGACGUUAGGUAAUACAUAUAACCUGUUGCGUAUGGCAAAGUACAACCGGCACACGGACCAGUGGCAGGAGCGUUCACACCUGGAACUUAACAAAAGGUGUUGCCAAAUGGUGGCAUUGUCAUGUGGUCCAAACUUGUAUUUCUUCCCAAUCAACCUAACUGAAGUUUAUUGCUACAUUCCAAGCCAGGACAGUUGGUGCAAACGGACCCCGCCAAGGAUCAAUACCUACAUCUGCACAGCCGUUGCCAUGGGAACAGAGAUUUUCUGUACAGGCCGGGACCGUGACGUCACCCAGCUGAUGGUGUACAACACGGUCUCAGACAGCUGGUACGAACUGUCAGGCUGGCCAAACCCUGAAGUCCUAUCUCCUCAUCUUUACGUUUUCCCCAGGCUUUUCGUACUAGAGAACCAGCUGCAUGUAUUGUUAGCAGCUUCUGACAUGUACGAUAAGCCAUCAGGCUGUCUGGUGUAUGUGUACGACAGGUCUGCUGAUGCCUGGAGAGACUUGGAGGUCACCCUCGGCCUGCCUGAUGAGGCUGGUGUAGGAUGUUGUUUUGAGCGCUGUGUGGCACGUAUAUACUUGCCAUAUCUUAAGGGGGCACAAAAUCACAUCACUGAGGUAUCAUCAUGAAAUUAAGAUACAGGAUGGAGAAAUAGCUCUCACUCGCUCACUCACCCACUCUCACCCACUCACUCGCUCACUCACUCACUGACUCACUCACUCACUCACU
Branchiostoma floridae (Florida lancelet) is the source of this 1212-nucleotide messenger RNA. RefSeq lists its product as uncharacterized. Bases 18 to 1112 code for a protein of 364 amino acids. The record is from RefSeq and is a predicted model, not a curated record. Gene Ontology annotation, molecular function: protein binding. The transcript has 3 exons. NCBI's taxonomy places the organism in Eukaryota, Metazoa, Chordata, Leptocardii, Amphioxiformes, Branchiostomatidae.